GGCGUGGGCAAUCCCCCGGCUGCAUGGCUUGGCUCGGCCUGUCUCGCAUUCAUGUGCCAGAGCCCCCGGGCUCCACCUGCAAGCGCCUGGCUCGGGCUAAGCCGCCGCGGGUCCAGGAGCGGGGGCAGAGGACUGGCGCUGCGGGGAGUCGCGGGCUGCGGCCCGAUCCUGAUCCCGCGAGAAGGCCCGGGGGGGGGGCAGCACCCGCCGGUGUCGCCCUUCAAAUCUCUGUGGACGCGAGCCGGCUCCGCACGGGCCUAGCCGCCUGCUCGGCCCAGGGGCUUAGUCUGCAGCAGGGGCGGAAGGGAGGGGCGCCGUGCCCCUACCACUGCACCCCCUUGCGUCCAGGGCAGAAAAAACCCGAAGCAGGGCCCGGCACCAGGGGCGAGGGCCGCGUCGCUCGGGUGCAGCCAGUGCCCGAGCUCCGGGGGAGCACGGUGUGGGGGCUGAGCCCCCCGGCAGAGACAAGAGUCCCCCUGCUGUGAUGAAAGUCCUGUGAUGCUGUUCUGAGUGGGUGAAGCAGACGGGGAUGAAAAAUGCCCAGACAGACAGCAGUGACGAUCACAGCUGCCGCCUUGUUGGGUAUUGCAGCAGGGGGGCUGAUUUUGUGGGGGGUCGUUCGGCGUCGGAAAGAAAGGACCCACUGUAAACAAGAAGGAUCUGCAAGAGAGCCAGGAGAUAAGGAACUGACACCAGUGGAAGAAAAGGAGCUGCUUCCCUUCAGCUAUCCUGCCAUUUCUUGGGUGGAAAAGUUCCUGGAAGCAGAAGUUGUGAUUGUUUCAGAGCCAGCGGAGUGGGAUGGUGUGGAACCAUUGCUGAAGAAGGAGCUGGAGAGGUGGCCAGUGCUUGGGGUUGACUGUGAGUGGGUGUCAGUGGAAGGAAAGGCCAAUCCCGUAUCCCUUUUACAGAUGGCUUCCUCCAGCGGCCUUUGCAUUCUCGUUCGUUUGUCCAGGCUCAUCAACAGUGGACGGACUAUCCCAAAGACUUUACUGGACAUCUUGGCAGAUAGCACCAUAUUAAAAGUAGGAGUGGGGUGCUGGGAGGAUGCCUGCAAGCUACUUCAGGACUACGGCCUUGCAGUCAAAGGGAGCGUGGAUCUCCGUUACCUAGCCAUGCGACAGAGGAAGGAUCUGCUCCAGAAUGGGCUUAGCCUCAAGUCUCUGUGCGAGAAUGUCCUGAACUGCCCCCUUGACAAGUCUCCAAGCCUGCGCUGCAGCAACUGGGAGGUGGAAGAACUGACUCAGGACCAGAUCAUGUAUGCUGCCAAAGAUGCCCAGGUCUCAGUAGCUCUGUUUCUCCAUCUUCUGGGAUGUUCCCUCCUCCCUGCUACAUUUGAAGGUCAAAAUGCCAUCACUGCAUGGGAGAAGGUGGUGGGUAAGUGCCAGGGAUUGAUGGACGUCCCAUUCAGAGGAAGAAGCAGUAGCAGCCUAGGAGAUGAUGGGAAUGGAGAGGCAGACUCCCAGCAGAAACCAAGGAAUCGGAAACCUGCAGCCAAUGGCCAGUCCAUGGUCAAUCAGCAAGGGAAAGACCCUCGGAAACAAAAGCGGAAGCCCCUGGGUGUGGGAUAUUCUGCAAGAAAAUCUCCCUUGUAUGACAACUGCUUUCUGCAUGCGCCAGACGGACAGCCUCUGUGCACUUGCGAUCGCAAGAAGGCCCAGUGGUACUUGGACAAGGGCAUUGGAGAGCUGGUGAGCAUGGAUCCGUUUGUAGUAAAGUUGCAGUUUGAGCCCUCGGGACGUCCCGAGUCCCAGGUUGAUUAUUACCUGACAGUCAAGGAGAAUCUCUGUGUAGUCUGUGGCAAGAGAGAGUCCUACAUCCGGAAAAACAUUGUACCUCAUGAGUACAGGAGACACUUCCCCAUCCAAAUGAAGGACCACAACUCCCAUGAUGUGCUGCUGCUUUGUACUUCUUGUCAUGCCAUCUCCAAUUACUAUGACAACCAUCUCAAGCAGCAACUUGCAGAGGAGUUUGCAGCCCCCAUUGGCUGUGAGGAAGGGGUACGCCUCUUGGAGGACCCCCACCGCCGUCAGGUUCGGUCUGGGGCCCGUGCCUUGCUGAACGCGGGCAGCCUGCCUGACUCCAGGAGGGAGGAGCUGCUGCAAGGAAUCAAAGACUUUUUUGACAGAGAGACCAUUACACCAGAGAUGCUCCAGGAAGCAGCAGAACUGGAAACCAGCAGGAUUUACAAUGAGAACUACGUUCCCCAUGGCCUGAAGGUGGUGCAGUGCUUCGCCAAAGGGGGGUUGCGCUCCCUCAUGCAGUUGGAGAGGCAUUGGCGUCAGCACUUCCUGGACACCAUGCAGCCCAAGCACCUCCCAGUGCGGUGGUCAGUGGACCACAAUCAUGGGAAGCUGAUCCGAAAGUAUGGGGAGGACCUUCAGAUUGAGCUGUCGUGAAACGAUCCCUCCAGAGGACUGAAACCUGGGUCUGACAGGGAAAGCAGCCACUUAACAUGGAAGAACUAUUUUAUUUCGGCCUCCGCGUGGGAUUUGCAAGUACAUGGGCUUGCCAUUUCUCAGCGAGAGUCCCGCUGCCAGCAGUGGCUGUUUGGGGACUUAACAAUGGAGCUUUUAACUAGAUACUGAAUGAAAUUGCCUGUGAUUCCUUACAAGCUUAUUUUACAGAGAUGGGGCUGGGGGCCUCAUCUGGCCCUUCACCUCUAGACUGUUUUAAUCUGGAGGAAGUAUGGGAAAAGGGGAUGUCACCACCCUGAGAGGAGAGUGCCCGGUGUUGAUGUUGGCUAUCCCUUCAGAGUGGUGUGGUGCUGCUAGGUUUACCUUCUUGACCUGGAUUCUCAGCCUGGGUUGUGAAUUUUUUCAGUUUUGCCAGAUGCCAGAUAUGAACUGAUCUCUUCCUUCUACAGCUGCACCUCUUUACAGACCCACAAUUCCCUCUCCCCUGCCCCCAUCUCCUUUCCUUGCUUCUGGUGACAGGCACCAGGAGGAGACCUUCCAUGAAGAGAGAUGCCUUUGUGCGAAUGAGGUGAAGAAGCAGCACUGCUGUCCCAUUUUGAGAGUUGUGUGCAGCGAGGCCUCCAGUGGCCAUCACCUGAUAAAAUGUGACAUUGUUUGAUGCUGGCAGUAUGGGAACACCAAUACCACUUCUUUAAAAACAUAGGAGCUGCCAGCAGCACACUGUCUAUAGAAUUAUUACUUUCCAGUACAGUUUUUUCUGUUUAGAUACCAUGAUGCAUAAUUUCUGUAGUGAAAUGGGGUCAGUUGUCUUGCAAUGGAUUGUGGGGAGGUUUCUUUAGAGAAGCACCAUCUUCUAAAGCAUCCCUGCACAUGGUAACAACCUGAGUUCUAAUCCUGGCUCUGACACUGACUUGCUGUGUGGCCUUGAAUAGGCUGCAUAUUUGCUCUUUGCCUCAGUUUCCCUGUCUGUAAAAUGGGGCUAAUAACACUCACCUACCUCACAGGGAUGUUGUGAGGCUUAUUUGAAUUAAUGUUUGGAAAAUGCUUUGUAAAUGUUGGCCAUUAGAUUUGUUAAUUUUUAAUGUAAUUCUGCCUACUUAGGUUUAGCAGUCGUGUUUCUGCCUGGUGCUAGAUUUUAGUUUAUAUUUAACUUUUUAAAAUAAAUAACCUUUCUGUGAAACUGAGUUUGGGGUUGCUCUACAUCUUCCUCAUUGUUUUCCUUCACUCGCUGUCAUUUCUGGCUCUUCUGCAACUUCUGUUUACAACCCCAGUCAUAUUUAAAUCCAGGGAUUUCUAAUUGUUUUAACUCCUUGACAUCAUCUCUGUCAAAAGACAGAUUUGGCUAGAGAGCAGUUUACAGCUUUGAGUCAAGUGUCCUGGCCUACCUAGGGUUUCACCUUCGCACUGAGAAUAUGUUUAGUACAUGCCUCCCCUGUAGGAAGGUGGGUCUGGUAGAUGGAGCAAUGAACUAGGACACAGAAGAUCUGGAUUCAAAUCUUGACUCAUCAGAUAUCUUGUAUAACUUUAGGCAAGUUACUUAUUCUCUCUGUAACUUAGCUUCCUAUCUAUGAAAUGGAUCUAGUAUUUGCCCAUCUUGCAUGAGUUUUGCAUGGAUGAAUAAAUAAGCCAUUAGUGGGGCUUGGGCACUUUGAGGAUAAAGUAGAUGAAAUUAAAACAAUAGGUCCAAUUGUUCAGGGCCAAGAGGUAUGAAAUAAAAAGCUUUAUGCCAAUGGAAAAGAAGUUUGUUUUUUUUUAGUGCAGAAUGAUUGGUUCUGGUCCUGAUGGGUCACGCGAUACCUAUUCUUCUACCAGCUAUUGGUAGGAUAGGCAAAUCUGAUUUCUGAUCAACUCAGCCCGUAGUAAUUCCAGGAAAAAAAUCAUGUUUCAUGGGCAGUUGAUAAUACUUCUGGUGUAGGUUGCUUGAAAUACAUUGCAGUUGAGGAGAUAUGGCAUGCUUGUAGUCAAUCCCAAGGAGGUGCAGUAGUGGGC
Molecule: messenger RNA, 4403 nt
Organism: Alligator sinensis (Chinese alligator)
Lineage: Eukaryota; Metazoa; Chordata; Crocodylia; Alligatoridae
Gene: EXD2
Product: exonuclease 3'-5' domain containing 2
Exons: 9
Coding region: 537-2396 (619 amino acids)
Biological process (GO): nucleobase-containing compound metabolic process
Cellular component (GO): nucleus; cytoplasm
Molecular function (GO): 3'-5' exonuclease activity; nucleic acid binding
Source: RefSeq, a predicted model, not a curated record